CGAACAUCGUAGCAGAUUUCCACCCACCAACGGUUAGCGAAGAGCGCAUAUCGGAGCGAGCCAAUAAAUCGAGGACACAAUGGACAAUACACGGCAUAUUUCAUCUACAUUUCUAAAAUCCACACUCAUCAUCCUUUCAUUACCACUCCUUCUUCAUGCGCAAAUAAUCCAAAUCCACGAUAUCACCAACAACGCAGGAGCGUUGAUUCUUCAAAGGGGGGAGGGAAGAGUUAUUACUGGAUAUAAUAGAUUACUACAUACUAUCGAUUUCACACAGUUUGAAAUAUCUUUGUCAUUCAUUGAAAAUGUUAUAAGCCAAUUCCAAAACAGUACAAGUGACUUUUCAGAAAUUAUCAAAAUCAAGAUUAGGGAAAUAAAAUUUCUUCUGAAUACACUUCAUAUGAAACCUAGUAGAAACAAACGUUCCAUUAAUAUGUUAGGAAGCGCGAUUAAAUUUGUUACCGGAAAUUUAGAUUCCGAAGAUUUGCAUAUAAUUAACUCAAAACUUGACGAUUUAAGGAAAACAGGAAAUAGUCUCAUCAAGCAAAAUAACAGACAAAUUAGUAUAAAUUCCAAGUUCGAAAACAGAAUCAAUUUGAUGCACCAUGAAAUUAAAAAUCAACAAAAUGUACUUCGUAAAAUUCUAGGUCGAGACGAUUACAUUGUAACAGAAAAUCAGAAAAUUUUAACUAUUUUCCAGUUAGAUACUUUCUCUGAAACAUUAAAAUCAAUUGAAUAUUCAUUGAUGCUUGCUAAAACAAAUAUUGUGAGUAACUUAAUUCUUUCACCUAAUGAAAUGGAAACUAUAGCACAGGAGAUCAGAAAACAAGGAUUAAAAGUGCAUGACCUAGACGAGACCAGCAAUUACCUGACGACAACUGUUCUUUACAAAGGUUCUACCCUCAUCAUCAGUGUCAACAUUCCGCAGCUACUACAAACGAAAUUCAACAGAGUUAUUAUCGAACCAUUACCUCUUGGCAACCGAACAAUCAAACUAAAGUAUAAAACAGCUUUUGUCAACCGAGACGAAAUCAUGGCCAUCACAUCGCAAUGCAGGGAAAGCACCACAAUGACGAUAUGCGAAAGGAGACAACUGGUAAACAUCAGCGAUGAUCCUUGUGAAGCUCCACUCAUCCGAGAGACACACGGUAAAUGCAAUUUCAUGGAAAGAUCCCCAUCAACAGAAAUCAGGACUGUAUCCUCAGGCAUGCUGCUGUUAACAACCGUUCACCAAGACGUACCUUUCAACAGCACCUGUGGAAUAAGUUCCAGAAAUUUAACCGGGAUACAUCUGAUAACAUUUCAAAAUUGUUCAUUAUACAUUAAUAACGAACUCUAUGAAAACUACGAGUUUAGUUUUCACCAACCCAUAGUUUUACCUUUACAAUUGCUGAAAAUCAAACCACAGCACAUCGAAAGACACGUAAACAUUUCUGAGCUACAAGAGCUCCAUAUUCAGAACAAACAGCACAUGGAAACAGUGGAAUGGAAACACAAUCUAGGACUUGCAUCGCUCAGCAUAGCAGUUACAUUCAUAGUCGCAUUUCUGGUCAUUGGCACAAUCAAAAUUCAACAGUUCAUCAAAAUAAUGCAUUGCUCGGGACGAGCAAUACUUAAGGGAAGCAGUUAA
Molecule: messenger RNA, 1630 nt
Organism: Armigeres subalbatus
Lineage: Eukaryota; Metazoa; Arthropoda; Insecta; Diptera; Culicidae
Exons: 2
Coding region: 80-1630 (516 amino acids)
Source: RefSeq, a predicted model, not a curated record